UUUGUGAUAAAGGGCCCCAUGAAGCGGCUGUCAUGCGCAUAGCGGCACUGAUUGCACUUGUGCAGCUGUCGCUCGCUACAGCUUCAGAUGGCGAAACCCUUACUGCUGCCGAGCUGAACUACCAGCUCUCUGACAAUGUCCUCUCCCCCUUCUACGAGUCCUCGGAGGAAACUGGAGUCACCUUCAUCCGCGGCUCGCGAGCGGCUGACUCGCCUCAGGCACCUGAUAUAGAUGUCCAAUGUUCGGGCGAUUAUAUAGAUGUUACUGUGGAAUUCGCCGAUGUUUACGAUGGAAUCAUUUACAGUAAAGGGUUCUUGAAUGAUCCUAAAUGCAAAUACGUGUCGCUGGGCGGCAGUCAGUCUCGCUACUCGUUCCGAGUACCGCUGAAUGGCUGCGGCUCCCGGCCUCUAUGCAACGCUUGCGGCACUGUUGACAAUGUACUCGUCUUCCAAGCUGAUGACUUCGUGCAGGGCCCGCUUGACUUCGCCAGAAAGGUGUCAUGCGCUCGCACAUCAUACGAGCUGUCCACCGGGCAGCGCCAGGAGUCACACACGCUCAAACUGAAGCCGUUCAUGGUUGAUAUGUUAGAUGUGGUCGCGGUUGAAGGACCAGCCGGUGGCGUGGAAUGCUGGAUGGACAUACAGAAGGGUGUCUUCCCCAAUACGACCCCGCUAAAAGACUCCAUCAAGAUCGGCGAGUACCUGACCAUCCUGGUGUACCUGAAGGAUGUGAGGAACCAGUUCAACCUGAAGAUCCACGACUGCUGGGCGUAUGAUAGUGAACAGUACGACAGCCCGAAGACCAACAAGAUACAACUUACGGACAAAGAGGGAUGUCCAAAGAAGAGGAAGCUUAUAGAUUUGUGGCAAAAGAGCACAAACACUGGCAAAAGCGGCGCCACCCUCAUUGCUUACAGUAAAGUUAGCGCCUUUCGCUUUCCUGAGACCGACCAGGUCUAUCUCACUUGCAAUGUCGAGCUCUGCACGAGCAACUGCGAAGGAGACUGCAAAGAAAUCACGACCGAAAUAACAACAGGCCCACCUCAGAACAAAUGCUAUCCCGGAUCCACAGAUCCCAGGUGUCCAAAAGCCAUACCACCCGCACCUAACUGCUACCCUGGAAGCACAGAUCCUCGAUGCCCAAGACCAACCACACCAGCCCCCACCACAUCAAGAAAACCUGUAUGCUACCCCGGAUCCCCUGACCCUAACUGCCCUCAACCAACUCGUCCUUCUACGUUGUCUCCGCCAACAUAUUUACCGCCGUCAACUACUGGACAACCCAAAUGUUACCCUGGAAGUAUCGACCCACGAUGCCCAAGACCAACUACACCAGCGCCCCCAAAUUGCUACCCUGGAUCCACGGAUCCCCGUUGCCCAAGACCAACAACGCCUACCCCACCAAACUGUUACCCUGGAUCCACGGAUCCUCGUUGCCCAAGACCCACUACCCCCGCACCAACAACCACUGCUCGUCCUAAUUGCUACCCUGGGUCCACAGAUCCACGUUGCCCAAGACCAACUACUCCAGCCCCACCUAAUUGCUACCCUGGAUCUACGGAUCCUCGUUGCCCAAGACCCACUACCCCCGAAACAACAACCACUGCUCGUCCUAAUUGCUAUCCCGGAUCCACAGAUCCACGUUGCCCAAGACCAACUACACCAGCGCCCCCUAAUUGCUACCCUGGAAACACCGACCCUCGAUGCCCUAAACCUACCACACCAAAACCAGUGUGUUACCCUGGAUCCCCUGAUCCCAACUGUCCGCAACCCCCAAGACCAACUACCUUAUCACCACCAACUUACUUACCCCCAUCAACUACAGCACAGCCUAAAUGCUAUCCUGGAAGUAACGAUCCUAGAUGCCCACAGCCUACUACACCAGCACGCCCAAAUUGCUACCCUGGAUCCACGGAUCCCCGUUGCCCAAGACCAACAACGCCUGCCCGACCAAACUGUUACCCUGGAUCAACGGAUCCUCGUUGCCCAAGACCCACUACCCCCGCACCAACAACCACUGCUCGACCUAAUUGCUACCCUGGGUCCACAGAUCCACGUUGCCCAAGACCAACUACUUCAGCACUCCCUAACUGCUACCCUGGCAACAACGACCCUCGAUGCCCUAAACCUACCACACCAAAACCAGUGUGCUACCCUGGAUCCCCUGAUCCCAACUGUCCGCAACCCCCAAGACCAACUACCUUAUCACCACCAACUUACUUACCCCCAUCAACCACUGGACAGCCGAAAUGCUACCCCGGAAGUAACGACCCUCGUUGUCCCAAACCGACCACCCCAGCACCACCGAAUUGUUACCCUGGAAACAAUGACCCAAGGUGCCCUAGACCGACCACCCCAGCACCUCCUAAUUGUUAUCCUGGAUCCACAGAUCCACGUUGCCCAAGACCCACAACUCCUGCUCCACCAAAUUGCUUCCCAGGAUCAACCGAUCCUCGUUGCCCCAAACCUACUACGCCUGCCCCACCAAACUGUUACCCUGGAAACACGGAUCCACGUUGUCCAAGGACUACCCCUGUGCCUACAAGCACUACCCGGCCCAAUUGCUACCCUGGAUCCACGGAUCCACGUUGCCCAAGACCCAGUACUCCUGCCUCACCAAACUGCUACCCCGGAUCAACAGACUCUCGUUGUCCAAAACCGACUUCUCCUAAACCUGUUUGCUAUCCAGGUUCUCCCGAUCCUAACUGUCCACAACCAUCAAGACCUACAACCCUAACUCCUCCAACAUACUUACCCCCUGAACCGGAGAAACCUAGGUGCUACCCUGGUUCCACUGAUGCGAGAUGUCCUAGGCCAUCUACUCUAGCACCACCUAAUUGCUUCCCUGGGUCAACUGAUCCUCGUUGCCCCAAACCUACCACUCCAGCACCUCUAAAUUGUUAUCCUGGGUCCACUGAUCCAAGAUGCCCUAAGCCAACUUCUCAAGCCCCACCUAACUGCUAUCCAGGGAAUAAUGACCCUAGAUGUCCAAGACCAACUACCCCUGCUCCUCCUAGAUGCUUCCCUGGAAGCUCCGAUCCUCGUUGCCCAAAAGCAACUACCCCAGCCCCUCCCAAUUGCUACCCUGGUAACAGGGACCCUCGCUGUCCCCAAACGACUCCUAGACCCGCUUGCUACCCUGGUUCCCCUGACCCUAACUGCCCUCAGCCAUCACGACCAACCACUUUGACCCCACCAACAUACCUUCCACCUACAACUGCGGCUCCAAAGUGCUACCCUGGUUCUAAUGAUCCACGUUGUCCAAAACCCACAACGCCUGAACCUCCUAAAUGUUAUCCGGGAUCAAAUGAUCCUCGCUGCCCGAAACCAACCACACCAGCUCAGCCAAAGUGUUACCCUGGAAGCACAGAUCCAAGAUGCCCCAGACCAACUACGCCAGCACCCCCCAGUUGCUUCCCCGGAUCAACCGAUCCUCGUUGCCCAAAACCAACUACCCCAGCUCCGCCAAACUGCUAUCCUGGCAACACAGAUCCAAGAUGCCCAAAACCCACAACUCCAGCUCCUCCCAAUUGCUUCCCCGGGUCAACCGAUCCUCGUUGCCCAAAACCAAUUACCCCAGCCCCUCCGAACUGCUAUCCUGGCAACACAGAUCCAAGAUGCCCAAGACCUACAGCACCUCCUCAAAUCAAAUGUUACCCAGGAUCAACCGAUCCUAGAUGUCCAAAACAAACAACUCCUAAGCCUGUUUGCUACCCCGGUUCCCCGGACCCUAACUGCCCACAACCUCCAAAACCUACUACUUUAACGCCACCUACUUACCUACCACCUUCCACUCAAGCACCAAGGUGUUACCCAGGCUCGAAUGACCCUAGGUGCCCUAAACCAACUACCCAGGCACCUCCUAACUGCUAUCCAGGAAAUAAUGACCCUAGAUGUCCUAGAACUACUCCACCACCAACCACUCAAGCUCCGAGAUGUUACCCAGGCAGCCAAGACCCUAGGUGUCCUAAACCAACAACUCCUGCCCCUUCUAAUUGCUUCCCUGGAUCAACCGAUCCUCGCUGCCCAAAACCGACAACCCCUGCACCUCCGAACUGCUAUCCAGGAAACACAGACCCUAGGUGCCCUAGACCUACAACCCAGGCACCUCCUAAUUGCUACCCUGGAAGUACCGACCCUAGAUGUCCUAGACCUACUAGCCCUGCCCCUCCUAACUGUUACCCUGGAUCCACUGAUCCUAGAUGCCCUAAGCCUACAACUCCAGCACCUCCAAGGUGCUAUCCAGGAAGUAAUGACCCUAGAUGCCCUAAACCUACCACACCAGCCCCACCAAAUUGCUUCCCAGGUAGCCAAGACCCUAGAUGUCCUAAGCCCACAACACCUAAACCUGUCUGCUAUCCAGGAUCUCCCGACCCGAACUGCCCACAACCACCAAAAACAACGACGGUGGGACCCACAUACUUGCCACCUUCCACUCAAGGACCUAGAUGUUAUCCUGGCUCGAAUGACCCUAGGUGUCCUAAACCAACGACACAGGCACCUCCUAAUUGCUAUCCAGGAAAUAAUGACCCUAGGUGUCCUAGACCAACUACCCAGGCUCCACCUAAUUGCUACCCUGGAAGCACUGACCCUAGGUGUCCUAAGCCAACAACUUUGGCACCUACUACUCAAGCUCCUAGAUGCUACCUAGGCUCAAAUGACCCACGGUGCCCUAAACCUACCACACAAGCGCCCCCUAACUGUUAUCCAGGAAACAAUGACCGUAGGUGCCCUCGACCCACGCCCCCGCCAACCACAACAAAACCCGCGUGCUACCCUGGUUCUCCCGACGCUAACUGCCCACAACCAUCAAGACCUACAACAUUAACUCCUCCCACUUAUCUGCCACCUUCCACCCAAGGUCCAAGAUGUUACCCAGGCUCUAAUGAUCCUAGAUGUCCUAGGCCUAUCACUCAGGCGCCGCCAAACUGCUAUCCUGGAAGCACAGACCCUAGGUGUCCUAAGCCUACUACUUUAGCACCAACUACCCAACCUGCUCCCAGAUGCUAUCCAGGCAGCCAAGAUCCUAGAUGUCCUAGACCUACUACUCAGGCACCGCCUAAUUGCUACCCUGGAAGCACAGACCCAAGGUGCCCUAAGCCUACCACUUUAGCACCAACUACCCAACCUGCACCCAGAUGCUACCCAGGCAGCCAAGAUCCUAGAUGCCCUAAACCUACGACACAAAAACCCGCAUGCUACCCUGGAUCUCCCGAUCCUAACUGCCCACAACCUCCAAGACCUACGACUUUAACGCCACCUACUUACCUGCCACCUUCCACUCAAGGGCCUAGGUGUUACCCUGGCUCAACCGACCCUAGGUGCCCUAAGACAACUACCCAAGCUCCACCAAAUUGCUACCCUGGAAACACAGACCCUAGAUGUCCUAGGCCUACCACUCAAGCACCGCCUAAUUGUUACCCUGGAAGCACAGACCCUAGGUGUCCUAGACCAACUACCCAGGCUCCGCCAAAUUGCUACCCUGGAAGCACAGACCCUAGAUGUCCUAGGCCUACUACUCAAGCACCGCCUAAUUGCUACCCUGGAAGCACAGACCCUAGGUGCCCUAAGCCUACCACUUUAGCAUCAACUACCCAACCUGCACCCAGAUGCUACCCAGGCAGCCAAGAUCCUAGAUGCCCUAAACCUACGUCACAAAAACCCGUAUGUUACCCUGGAUCUCCCGAUCCUAACUGCCCACAACCUCCAAGACCUACGACUUUAACGCCACCUACUUACCUGCCACCUUCCACUCAAGGGCCUAGGUGUUAUCCUGGCUCAAGCGACCCUAGGUGCCCUAAACCUACUACUCAAGCUCCACCGAAUUGCUACCCUGGAAACACAGACCCUAAAUGUCCAAGACCCACAACCCCGGCACCUCCAAGAUGUUACCCAGGAAGCACAGAUCCUCGUUGUCCCAAACCAACUACCCCCGCACCUACCACCCCCGCGCCGACUACCCCAGCACCACUCAGGUGUUACCCUGGCAGCCAAGACCCUAGGUGCCCAAAGCCAACCACACAAAAGCCACGUUGUUACCCUGGAUCCCCUGAUCCUAACUGUCCCCAACCACCACGACCUACCACAGUAAGUCCUCCGACUUAUUUGCCGCCUUCUACGCAAGGGCCGAGAUGCUACCCAGGAUCAACUGAUCCUCGGUGCCCGCAACCUACCACUCCUAGUUCUUGCUACCCAGGAUCGAACGACCCUAAAUGCCCUCAACCCUUCAGGCCAAGCAGCACUAAUCCUCCAUCGACAUAUCUACCGCCUUUCCCUAGUGAAAAUGAAAUUAGGGGCGGAAGAACUGCAAAAAAUUUAGACUACGAUGAUGAAGCCCAGGCUGCUAUAGAUAACUUUCAGUUCACAAGGACGAAACCUCGUUCCAGAAAAGCCCGUGAUGUCAGUCACUUAGUCGAAACCAUUGCCCAAGCAACCAACAAUUCCGCUGUCAUCUACAUCACAGUUGGUUCAGUCCUACUCAUGCUCUUAUCUGCAACCGUUGCUGUGUAUAUGUACAAAAAUAACAAGAAAUCUAACCCACAGAGUACUUGUUAAAUAACAUUUUGUCCUAACUGUAAAAUAAAGCUAAUAGAAAAAAACGAUAUUUGAAAUAUGAUUUAUGAUUGCGUAUCCUAAUCAUUUAAAAAGGUGAUAGCGGUAUUGGUUGCGCUGCGUUUGUCAUGACGCAUGUCAUUUGUCGAUUCAGUCAGCACCGGUAUCAUGGUCGCGUUUUUGUCACUUGUCAUAUCAUGCGUCACUUUCGCACUUACGUACUCGUUAGACAGGCAUGGUGACAAAUGAUAGACAGCCGUCCAUCUUAGCCCCGCAGGACUGUUAAAAGUAAUCAUGAUACAUUGUGAUACUAGUAAGUUUUUUUAUAUCGUAUUUUUUGUGAUUUUCAAUGCAAAUGGCUGCUUUUGCGUUAUUAUUUGUAUUUGUAUCUGUCACUGCCGUAUAUUAAGCUAAAGUCAUAAUACUCGGAUGCCUAUUUUAUAUCUUAUAAAAUAGUGCCAUAAAAACUCCGUUCUGAUGCAUCCUCAGAAAAUAUGUACAUAAAUAUUUCUUUAUAUACCUUAUUUAUUUACCCUAGUCAAAAUAAAUGUAUUUAUAUUCUGAAACCUUCAAUUUUCAAGCUUGAUUUUGUGAUAUUUACAUGCAUAUUUGUAAAUAAUAAAUAUAUGCCAGUAUUUGUGUGGCCAUUCGAUGUAAAAAUAUGUAUUUUAGUUAUUUUGUAAUAUUAUGUCAAACAAGUUGACUUGCCCAGUUAUGUACAAAAACAGUUAUACAGUCGGUGGCAAAUGUUGCUACUCGCACGAAGUGAUCAAAAAGAUCUACACAAGUUCUGUAUACCUACUCUUGAUCGUAGAGUAGUGUAGAGACCAUUUUGAGCACUUGUGUUGCUGACGUGUAAGAAAUGUAAAAAUUAGAAUGUGUUAUUUUUAAGGUGACCGCUUUUGUACAUUUCAGGUGUUUUUAAGAUUUGAUGUUUUGUAUCAAAUAAAACAUUCUAUGAAUGUAAAUUUAUAAA
Cydia strobilella is the source of this 7527-nucleotide messenger RNA. RefSeq names its product mucin-2-like (gene zye). The record is from RefSeq and is a predicted model, not a curated record. NCBI's taxonomy places the organism in Eukaryota, Metazoa, Arthropoda, Insecta, Lepidoptera, Tortricidae. The transcript is spliced from 16 exons. Bases 33 to 6554 code for a protein of 2173 amino acids.